GAGCAGAGAGUUCCGGAUGAGAGGAGUGUACUCAGUGAAGCUCAGAGGAUGCUGCAGCUGCUAUACUUUUUUGUUCCAGCUUACAUCUGCUCAUCAGGUCGAGAAAUGCAGCAGCUAAACACACACUUCACACCGGCCAAACUUUGUUCUAAACAAUGUGACGGCUGCAGAGUUUAAAUUCAGAUGCUCAGACGAUGUGUGUGUGGCCGCGGCUCGCAUUGCUCCUCCUCGACAGACUUUUAGAUUCAAGACGGUAAAGGCUCUUCAACCGGAAACCAAACUUUUUUCUUCGAACUUUUUUCUCUGAGGCCAAAAGAGGAAAACCAGACGACACUUGGUCAUAAACUGCACAGUUCCUCAUUUUCUGCAUUUACGUGUGUUGUUGGAAAUGUGUCAGCUGCCGACCAUCAGGGGAGAAGUGAACAGUUUCUGGCGAGGAUAAGGGCGACGUCGAGUGAUUUUAGGCUAGUCAACACUCACAUAACGGAUUUUGGUCCUUAUCAUGGAAGAUGGUGUGAAAGAAGACCCAGCCCAGUGUAAAGAGCCAAAGUUCCUGGGUAAGGCUGGCUGGGUGAAGAAGGCUCCAGGCAGACUGUUGGCCAGCUAUAAGGACCGCUACAUUCACGUGGAAAAGACAGAGAUUGUGGUGUAUGAAAAUGAGGACCUGCAGAACUGCUUAGAGAGGCUUGACCUGGAAAACUAUGACAAAUGUCAUGAAUUAAAGAGCCCCUUCAAGAAGAAGCACAGACUGAUACUGAUUCGAUCAGCCAAGUCUGGAAAUAAGGUCCAUGAUGUGAAGUUCCAGGCUCCCACAGCAGAAGAGAAGGAGGCUUGGAUUAAAGCCCUGACUGAUGGCAUCAAUCGUGCAAAGAACAAAAUCUUUGAUGAGGUGAAGGUUGAUGAAAGCAAUAAUUUGGAACAUGUUACUCGAUCAAGGCCCAAAGGGAACCGUAACCGACGGCCACCAACCAGGAUACACAUGAAAGAGGUAGCUGGUGUGUCAUCUGAUGGUAUCCUGCGUCUGGAUCUUGAUCUUGAGGAUGCCAUAAUGCCUAAUGGGACUCAUCAUGCCAGUGUUGAUGGUACUCAGACCCCAAAAGAGGCCACAAAAGUCCAAACGCCUCUGUCUGAUGCCAGUGAUGCUGCAGAGUCAAGGCCAAGCGCUGAGGAGGAGGCUUCAACCGAGCCAGAGGUCUGUCCCCAGAAAAAGGUCAUCAAACCUCCCAUGCCCCCUAACAAAGAGGUGAAACCCAGUUCAGCACCUGAUAAGGCUGAUGGCCCAGAGAAAAAGGUCCUGAAGCCACCUAUGCCUCCAUCUAAAGAAGCCAAGUCCUCUGUUGAAGAUGUUACAGAGGAGGCCAAAGCUGAGAAGAUGUCUGACAAGAGUCCUGAUUCCAGGAAAAAGACAGGCCCACCACCAACACCUCCCAACAAACCAAGCUCCAGCAGCUCCGUCCAGAAUCUUGCAGAGGCUUCACAGUCCAGGCCAAAUCCCCAUCCUCCUAUGCCCCCAUCCAAAGAGAAGAAACCCUCCCAUCCUGCUGUGGAUUCAGACCAAGAGGUUCAAGGCUCAGCUGAUGAGAAUAAGGAGAAGGAAGAAGUUAAUAGGAAGGAGACAGCAGGAGUAGCUGUGGAAACAGACGAGGCAGAUGAUCCAAUUUCUACAGAAGCUCUGCCUAGUGUCACAGAAAUACAGGUUUCUGAAGAAGAGUCAGGGGAGACUAUAACCAGUCCUUGUCCUCUUCAGCCAAAUGAUGGACAGGACCAUGUUGCAUCACUGCAAACAGCCUCAGAUACCUCAGACCAUUCUCCUCAAACAGAAGACCCGCUACCUAAGAGUGAAGUCCCCUCAGUAGUUGUCUCUUCGAACAACCCACUCAGUGACAGCCUCAGCCUGAGUCCACUGCUCUGUCAUCUGCCCGGGGAGAAGAAAAAGAAGGCAGAGGAGAAAUCUGUCGACAGCGGUCAGCACUCAGAUGAUGACAGUGAAGGCUCUGGGAAUGAAGACACACUGGCAGCUUCCACAGCUGCGUUGAGAGGGAGCCAUGCUCGCCUGGAUGUGUUGGACGCCAGCGAGGACAACAUUCAGAUCUCUUUUAGUUUAAGGCCAGCACAAACCGCAGCCAAACCUCAAGUUAGAUCGGAGGCCUUACCCUGUCCACGGUCAAAGCCUGCUACUCCUCUCAAACCCUCCGCCAAGGCCAGGUCAGCCUCCAUUGGAGAUCUGCUGUCUGACUUCUCACAGGUGAAGCAGCAUACCAGUGCUGUGGCUGGAAGUGACAGGUUUCCCACUGAUGAUGUCACAAAACUUGAGACUGAGGUGGCUCUGGAGAUGGAAAAGACGGGUGAUCUCCUGAGCAGGGUGUCCCAGUCCAAGGGUGGAGGUGACAGUGAGGACAUGCCAGAGGAUCUGCUGGCCAAGGCCAUGGAGAAGCUGAAAAAGGCUGACCAUGUCCUCAGGGAGGUUAAGAAACUAAAACUUGCAAAGGACUCAAACAACAGAAAAAGCUGGUGAAUGUCACAACAGAUUGACUUGGAGUUGACCAUUUGCUAAAUCCCCCACCACCUAGGCAGUGAUUCUUCAGUUAUAGCUUAGCAAGCUUCAAGAGGCACAACAGACCUGCUCAGCACAGUUUUUCUUUACCCUUCUAAAACCACAAAAACAAGAGGAAAAGCAGAUUUAACACUGUGUUCGUCUCUUGUAAUAUAAACUUCAGUCAUUAGCAUGUCUGGCUAACUAGCUUACCACCCACAGUAGUAAAUAAGUGCUACUUCUGAGGUCCAAGUUGCCCAUCAUUAACUACAUUAGUAUGUGGGGUUACAGGUUACAAAGAAGUCCUAUUCACGGGUAAUACAUUACUGGGUCCCCAUGCUGUGGAGGCUAGUCAGUAUAUGGUCAGGUUAGCAACUUUGUCCUGAUCUUAUGAGAUUUGUUCAGCUCAUGGAGUUAACAUUAGCCUGCUUAGUUAGCUGAUAAAAUCUAUUAGCAACGGUUGUCAUUUCAGCAGGAAAAUUAAACAGCUGUCUGCUAGAAAUGAGAAAAUACUUAAUGAGGAUGCUCAAAUUAAAGACCUACUGGCUCAAAAUUACUAAUUUCACACUGUUAUCAUUGUUAACUGCAUAUGUGCUGUGUAAAAAUGGAGAGAGUUGACAGGUUGAGGAGUAUUAGCUAAGGGAGUCGGGACUUAGUGAAUGGUCGGUUCAUGGACUUUGGCAGAAAGAUGCUGGUUUUUGAUGGUUAUGCAGCACACAAACAGUUGCAUGUAUGCAAGCAUGUAUGCAACUGUUUGUUCAUAAUUAACUAAGUGCAAUUAUUUCUAGUGCUUCUCUGCAGCUGAAAGUGAUGCUUGAUGUUCCACUGUGGAUUGUUUUUUUUUCCAUAUGAAAUGUCAAUUGUUACUUGAAAGUUAAUUUGAGUAUUAAUAACAUGAUGGCAAAGCAGUACUGUUACUCAUUGCGAACAUAUAAAAAGUACUAAAAAGUAUACAAAAUUAUACAUCUGUUUAAAUGGUUACUUUGUGGAUUCACCUGGCUCCUAUUUUUAGCUAGCAUGUUUUUGUUGGCAGUUUAUCUGCUAACUCUACAUAUUCUAUCCCUUUAAGUAUGAAGUAUGAAGAGUAUUACUGUUUACUUUUUACUAGCCUAUGCUGUUUGUUGAUGAUGAGGCAGAAUGGACCAACAUAGCUCAGGAGUUUUCUGAAAUGUUUCAUUUGAGACAAAUCAUGUGAUUACAGCAAAUAUUUUUAUGUAAGAAGAACUGCUAUUCCACUUAAGAUUACAGUUUCUUUUAAUUAAUAAUAUGUUUUGAUACUGAUAUUGUACAUAGCAUAGAACAAAGAGCUUGUAGCAGCCAUUUUGGCUCUAACUAAUCCCUCUUACAAUUCAGUUUUAUACAAAUUUGCUUUUAUCAGGAAUUUAUCUUCACUCAGUGAUUUGUUAAAAGAUGUGAUAGUAAAUUUUAAGACUAUUUUAAAUAUGCAACGCCAUUUAGAGUAUUUUCCAACAUUAUGUAUAAUUUUGUACUCUUGGAUAAAAGUUGCUAUCAUCCAAAUAAACAAAGGGAAACUAUUA
Molecule: messenger RNA, 4071 nt
Organism: Lates calcarifer (barramundi perch)
Lineage: Eukaryota; Metazoa; Chordata; Actinopteri; Centropomidae
Gene: plekho2
Product: pleckstrin homology domain containing, family O member 2
Exons: 7
Coding region: 503-2515 (670 amino acids)
Biological process (GO): macrophage apoptotic process
Source: RefSeq, a predicted model, not a curated record